AUGCAGGAUCGUGCCAACCAGCGCAAGGUUGAUGAAGAUGGAGGGGCGCUUGAUCCCGAAACGUUUGAGUAUGAGAAUGAAAGGAGAUUCCCUGUCUUGAUGCUAUCUUUCCUGGGGCCUCAGCAUGGACGCAUCUUCUACGCUUGCAUGGAUGAUGAAGCACUGGUUAUCAGACAGUCUAAACUUUACAGCUUUGAGAAAGGUGAUAGCCCGCCUUGGGAUUUCUUUACACGCAUUUUGCGUAGUUCUCCAGAGGAAGAGAGCCUCUCUAUUCAUCGCUACGCUCGAGCACCCGUAUAG
This is a messenger RNA of Aspergillus wentii DTO 134E9, 300 nucleotides long. RefSeq lists its product as uncharacterized. NCBI's taxonomy places the organism in Eukaryota, Fungi, Ascomycota, Eurotiomycetes, Eurotiales, Aspergillaceae. The record is from RefSeq and is a predicted model, not a curated record. The transcript has 2 exons. Bases 1 to 300 code for a protein of 99 amino acids.